AGACAAAACCAUAAAAGGGGGGCGUGGUUUUGGUGUGGGCGGGGUGUGAAAGAAUUUACCCAAAUUUAUAUCAUUCCCCGUAGGGCAAUCAAUAUUUGGCGUUUCAGAAUCAGUCACCAAUACUUCUAAAGCCGACGUCGUUAACGAGAACUCUGAUUCUUCCCGUCCACUAUACACCGCCGACUCUCAGCUGCGGGACGAUAGCCCUUCCGAUUACAUUUUCCGAUUCCGUUGUACCAUUGACAAUUGGAUAGCCUCUCCUUGACUUAUACUUGUGUUCCCCUCCAUGGCAACAGUUGAUGCUGCAGCAUCUAUGGAUAUUUUAGUUCGAGAACCAGAGGGUUUCUAUGUUUGGGGUGGGCCUCCAUUCAAUAAUGGUCAACCCAGUCUGAAGCUAGAGAGAGUUCCAUGCACCAAUGUGAAGUUCAGUGAGGAUGGAUCCAGGCUCAUGGUGAUGACUUCUGAAUCUGGCAUUGGUAUAUAUGACUGUCACAACUUGAAAGAGAUAAAGUCUUUUCAAGUCCCUGAUGUUGCUUCUGCCACCUUGUCACCACGUGGGACUUAUUUUCAGACAUUCCAGAAAUCUUCAACACCACAAGAAAAAAAUGUGAUCUUAUGGAUGACAGAGACUGGGGUUUCUGUAUAUAAUCUUUUUCAGAAGCACAUGACAAAAGCCACAUGGCCAUCAAUCCGAUUCAGUUCAGAUGAAGCUGUUGCAUGUCGGGUGGCCACAAACGAAAUACAAUUUUUUGAUGCUAGAGAUUUUGCUAAAGGGAUGUUAUAUCGGCUGAGAAUCCCUGGAGUGGCAGCAUUUGAGCUUUCGAAGACACCUGGAUCUCAUAUAGCAAUAUUUGUUCCAGAAUCCAAGGGGAGCCCUGCCAGUGUCCAGAUAUAUGGUUGUGAUAAAGAUUCGCAAAGUCAACCUCUUGCUCGAAAAAGCUUUUUCAGGUGUUCCUCGGUGCAACUGAGUUGGAACCGAGGUUCAACUGGGCUUCUAGUUGUGGUGCAGUCAGAUGUUGAUAAGACCAAUCAAAGUUAUUAUGGGGAGUCAAAGCUAAACUACCUUACAACAGAUGGAACUCAUGAAGGCCUUGUGCCCCUUCGUAAAGAGGGGCCUGUUCAUGAUGUUCAGUGGUCACAUUCUGGUUCAGAGUUUGCUGUUGUUUAUGGAUUUAUGCCUGCAAGUGCUACAGUGUUUGACAAGAGAUGCAGGCCUCUACUAGAGCUUGGAAGUGGUCCUUACAAUACUAUCCGAUGGAAUCCUAAAGGAAAGUUUUUAUGUUUGGCCGGUUUUGGGAACUUACCCGGUGAUAUGGCAUUCUGGGACUAUGAAGAUAAGAAACAGCUGCGAACAACCAGGGCUGAAUUAUCUGUAACAAGUGAAUGGUCCCCAGAUGGAUGCUAUUUCAUGACGGCCACAACAGCUCCUAGACUACAAGUUGACAAUGGGAUUAAAAUUUUCCACUACGAUGGAUCAUUGUACUUCAAGAAGAAAUUUGAGAAGUUAUUCCAGGCUGAGUGGAAACCUGAGUCACCAGAUAGAUUUGGUGAUAUUGCUGAACUUAUCAAGUCUAUUAGCACUUUAAAGGUUGAAGACUCCAAACAAAAAGGGUCAACCUCUAAAAAAUCUGCUUCUGUUAAUCCCCCUGCUACAAAACCUGCUGCCUAUCGCCCACCACAUACCAAACAGGCAGCUGCUAUUCAGGCUGAGCUGCUUGGAGAGAGCCCUACACAAGAAAUGAGCAAAAAUGCUCUGAAAAACAAGAAGAAAAGGGAGAAACAGAAGGAGAAAAAAGCUGCUGAGGCUGCCGCUUCAGCCGCCAAUGGACCAUGAUUAAAUGUAAGAUUUGCUAUACUUGCCUCAUGAUAACAUGUAACUUUGGACUUGAGAAGAAGCUGCGGUUAACCUGUAUCAUGUUGUUGGUGCAAUAUUUGUUCUUAAUGAUUUUCCUGGCAAAUUUUGAGAUGAUUUUUGCUUAGAUGAGCCUGUAUGAUUUUGUAUCUUGAGAAACCUUAGUCAUGUACGUUAAGACGUGACAUUUUCAUUUAUAAUAUAUGAUGCACUCCGAAAGUUAAACAUUA
Molecule: messenger RNA, 2082 nt
Organism: Mangifera indica (mango)
Lineage: Eukaryota; Viridiplantae; Streptophyta; Magnoliopsida; Sapindales; Anacardiaceae
Product: eukaryotic translation initiation factor 2A
Exons: 14
Coding region: 287-1834 (515 amino acids)
Biological process (GO): translational initiation
Cellular component (GO): cytosolic small ribosomal subunit
Molecular function (GO): mRNA binding; tRNA binding; translation initiation factor activity
Source: RefSeq, a predicted model, not a curated record